Molecule: messenger RNA, 1812 nt
Organism: Fonsecaea erecta
Lineage: Eukaryota; Fungi; Ascomycota; Eurotiomycetes; Chaetothyriales; Herpotrichiellaceae
Exons: 2
Coding region: 1-1812 (603 amino acids)
Biological process (GO): protein dephosphorylation
Molecular function (GO): cation binding; protein serine/threonine phosphatase activity
Source: RefSeq, a predicted model, not a curated record
AUGUCUUCGCCUGGCAGCAGAACGUUGCGCUACUCGACCGAUUGCUAUUAUGACCUCCUGGCAACCUUCAUCCGACAGACACGGCCGCAAACGCGAACGAGACUGCGAGAUGUCGAACAACAGCGCCGAACGUUCCACGACUACUUCGUAACCCAUCUCCCUUCUUCCUCUCUUCACCCCGACUCCCGAUCUCUGACUGGCCUUGCCCACAAAUUUCCCCGGCAGGCGUCCACUCCGCAUACUCCUGACGGCAAAUCUGCUCCCGCGGCCCAUCCAUCCAUCUCUCGCGACACCACGGUCGUGCGCAUUCCCCUCAAGAGCGCUAAGCAUCACUAUGGCGCGUCCGUGUCCAGAGGCAGCAGACCCUACAAUGAAGACUCCCACCAAGCAGGCGUCAUCGAGCUGCCUGCAUUUGCCAAAAAGACGCCACGGUCCCUCACCUUGAACAAAACUCCGGGGGAGGGCACCUCUGCCGAAGGCGCGUCGGGCGAUCCCCAGGUCUUUUAUUUUGGCGUCUUUGAUGGGCACGGUGGAGCAGAGUGCAGCGAUUUCCUCCGGGAGUCGCUGCACGAUUACAUUGAGAAAUCGGCCAAGGCGUUCGAGUUGAAGUCGAGCUUGAAGAAGCGUGACAACAAGGAGUGCAGAGAAGCGCCGAUGGCGGGGGGACUCGACGGAGACGAACAGCAACAGAAUGAGGGGGGGAAGGCGCUUGAGGAUCUGGAGGUUAGCCAGGACGAAGGCAGGCCGCAGAGAAAUGUCGCAUCGGAGGAUGAAAAGAAGAGCAAGCCGCAUCCAGGCGACCCUCCUCUAAUCCAGAGCGCCAACAAAAACAACAUUCGACAGCUGGAGAAGGAGCUGACAAGGAAUUGGAAAGAGCUUGUGGGCGGAUACUUUCGCCGUUUCAAACCCGCCUACUUUUCCAUCUACAGUGGCUAUCAGAGGCUGGGUGAGGAGUCGGAUGCCCUGAGACAGGCGGGAGAAGACAUCACGUGUGGCGUUGCCAUCGAGGAGGUCAUGACUUACGCCUUUCUCAAAGCGGAUUACGAUUUCGUGGCUGCUCAAGCGGCGAAGAACUCGGAAAGCGCGGACAACACACGAGCCGAAAGACCGCUGAACGAAGGGGACAUUCUGGGCGAACCCAGCAGGGUCGCGUCACACAUUGGCGGCACCAACAGGUUCAGAGGUGGAAGCACUUGCAGUGUGGCUCUGGUGUCGACGCCGUCACCGACGCCAUUUUGGAACCCUGCGACCACAUCCACGAUGCUCGUGGCCCAUGUCGGAGAUACACGAAUUGUCCUUUGCUCGACGGUGACGGGGCAGGCGAUCCCUUUGACCACGAACCACCAUCCUUCAUCCCCGGUCGAGAGCAACAGACUCCGACGGUAUGCGGCGUCAUUUGUGACCGAUUCGUUUGGCGAAGAACGGAUCUCAGGUUUGGCCAAUACUCGAUCAUUUGGGGACAUCGCCUCGAAGAGAAUCGGCGUGAGCGCAGAACCCGAGAUCAAGAGGGUGGAAUUGGGGCCGGCAGAGUAUUCGUUCAUGGUCCUGAUGUCGGACGGUGUGUCAGGCACGCUAGACGACCAAGAAGUCGUGGACAUUGUCAAAGAAGCCAAGACGCCCGAGCAGGCCGCGCGAGACGUGGUCAACUUCGCGACCGAGGUGUCUACGGAAGGCGACAAUGCGACGUGCUUGGUGGUCAGGAUGGGUGGCUGGGAGCGACGUCAAGAGGGCGGCAACGGAAGCCUAGGCACCAAGGAGAUGCGUGAUUUUAAGAGACAACAGGCAUCCGAUCCGAGAAGUCGACAGCAGUAG